AUGAGUGGCGCCAUCGACUUCCUCGACCUGUACGAUUCGCUGGUGUCGUCAGAUGUCCAGAUCCGCAUCACAGUUCCUGCUGCUGAGGACGACGCGCCGCCGGCAAAGCGGCAGCAGCUAGACCAGCAGGAGGGCCAACAGAAGGAUAGGGAGGGGCGCCGCACUGUCAAAGUGAUCAGCGGCCACACCGUCUUCCUGCAAAAGGCCAGCGACUGGGCCAAGUGCAAGCUGGGACCGGAAUGGCGCAAGGACAUACCGGGCAUGCUGGAUGUCGAGGUGGAGUGCGAGGGCGAGGUGGAAGCUGCCGAGCUGCUGCUCAAGACCUUCUACAGCACCGUGGAUGCGGCCAGGCCACUCCAGGGCGCCAGCCACGCCAUGUUGCUGCAGGUGCUGCUUCUGGCUGAUCGCCUGCGUGCAGAGCGCGCUGUCGAAGCUGCCGUGCAGGUGCUUGUCGGUUCAGCCACAGCUGGCGCAGCCGGUGUCCUGGACUGGGACACGGCAACGGGGGUGUACCAGCUGCCCCCGGCCCUGGCCGACAACCCAGUGCUCAAGCCGCUCUUUGACUACGCCGCUGCAGCAUUGCAGCAGCAGCUGGGCGACCUGGAUGCCACCUUGCUCAACGAGGAACGCCGGGCACAGCUGCUGGCGCUGCCGAUUGCGGCACUGCGGCAGCUGCUCAGCGACGAGCGCACACGCGUGAGCAGCGAGAACACUGUGGUGUACACAGUGGCAGCCUGGAUCAAGCAGAACGCCAGCAGCAGCGCAGAGCAGCACGCCGAGCUGGCGCAGUGCGUGCGGGCGCCGCGGCUGACGCCUCUGUAUACUGCGGCCUUCGCCGCGCAGCUGCUGACCAGCUGGUCGCCGGCCAUCAGCGCUGCUGACAUGCACUACGCGCUGGCUUUUGCAGGGCUGUCAGAGGCAGCUAGGAAAAUGCUGCUUGACGUCGACGGGCUUCCACUUGAACGCCAUGCAGCCUGGCAGCUGCCACCCCGGCGCACGUCCCGCACGACACAGGCUGUUGUGGAAUGGAGGGUUCCCCUGGCGGAGCUGAGGCGGAUAUAUGAGAGCGCGGCAGCUGCCUCGGUGUCUGCCAAGCUUGAGGCGGGCGGGUCCACGGUGCCCGUCAUCACGAAAUCAUUCCUGUGGUUAACGCGAACUGGCCAGGGCUGGGGCUUCCCCAAUGCUUUCGAGCUGGGGGACGUCGCGGAGUGGGACGAGGUGGUGUGGCGCAACAAGGCCCUGGUGGGGCAGGACAGCACGGUCCUGGUGCGCUUCACCAUCAAGGACGUGGUGUGA
Molecule: messenger RNA, 1296 nt
Organism: Monoraphidium neglectum
Lineage: Eukaryota; Viridiplantae; Chlorophyta; Chlorophyceae; Sphaeropleales; Selenastraceae
Exons: 4
Coding region: 1-1296 (431 amino acids)
Source: RefSeq, a predicted model, not a curated record